AUGGAGCGUUUAAUAGAAAGCGUCCGCAAAUACCCUUGUUUGUGGAAAACUGACUCUGAAGAAUACAAAUCAAAUGAUUUGAAAGAAGCAGCAUGGAGAGAGGUGACUAGGGAAUGCGAAUUGCCUGGCGUUAAAGAGGCUCGAUCUACAUGGAAAAAGCUAAGGGAUGGCCAUCGGCAAGCAAUUGGAAGGAAGAAAACGGUAACUGGGCAAGCAGCUUCUACAAAGACUCCUUGGAAAUAUGAAACCCAAAUGGAGUUCUUAUUGCCUAUCAUGAAAAAUCGUAAAAGAAGCACAGAUAUAGAUCCAGUACCACGUAGCAGCCAAGGUAACUCUCGAAAUUCUGAUGAAAUUGAAUCACAACAAAAUGCGGAAUCUCCCAAUCACGUAGUAGAGCUGCCAUACGGUGAACUCGUUCCUCCCAACAAAAAGACAACGUUAGUAUCAUUACUAGAAAAGGAGCAUAAAAGAAGAGAGGAGAGAUCAGUUGCAAGGACCGAAUUAAGAAACCAGAUACAAGGUGCCUCUACAAGUACCACUCAGAAUAGUGCCAUGGACACGUUUUUUAAGAGCAUGCAAUUAACAACUAAUGCACUACCUGAAAGACUGCAACUCAAGGUUCAAAGACAAAUAUUUAAUAUUGUCAUGGAGGCUAAAGAGGAACAUUUGACGACUUUAGCGUUAACUGCCAACUCACAGCCACUUCUCUUGCCGAUCAAUAAAUAUUCUCCACGUUCCGCUUCGUCGUCAUCCAACUAUUCCCAAAUAUCACCACCACAGCAAUUAAGCCCAACAUAAUAUACAUCGCC
Messenger RNA from Colias croceus (clouded yellow), 809 nucleotides. RefSeq lists its product as uncharacterized. The coding region runs from base 1 to 798 and encodes 265 amino acids. NCBI's taxonomy places the organism in Eukaryota, Metazoa, Arthropoda, Insecta, Lepidoptera, Pieridae. The transcript is spliced from 2 exons. Gene Ontology annotation, cellular component: nucleus; transcription regulator complex. The record is from RefSeq and is a predicted model, not a curated record. Gene Ontology annotation, biological process: regulation of transcription by RNA polymerase II.